Messenger RNA from Pongo pygmaeus (Bornean orangutan), 3262 nucleotides. RefSeq names its product minichromosome maintenance 8 homologous recombination repair factor (gene MCM8). NCBI's taxonomy places the organism in Eukaryota, Metazoa, Chordata, Mammalia, Primates, Hominidae. Gene Ontology annotation, molecular function: ATP binding; ATP hydrolysis activity; single-stranded DNA helicase activity. The transcript is spliced from 19 exons. The coding region runs from base 210 to 2729 and encodes 839 amino acids. Gene Ontology annotation, biological process: double-strand break repair via homologous recombination. The record is from RefSeq and is a predicted model, not a curated record. Gene Ontology annotation, cellular component: MCM complex; nucleus.
CCUGAGGAGCUAAGAUCCCAGAGAGUCUUAGCCCCGUGGUGCUUCUCUACGGGAGGGAGGGAGGGAGAAUCCGGCCGGACAGAUCUGCGCGUAUCCUGGAGCCGGCCCAAUUGUGAACUAGGAGAGCUUUGGGACCUCUGUCCCAAGCAAGUAAGAACUUUAGCCUUAGGAGAUGUAAAUAAAGUAGUAUUUAAAGAAGCACAGGAGAGAUGAAUGGGGAGUAUAGAGGCAGAGGAUUUGGACGAGGAAGAUUUCAAAGCUGGAAAAGGGGAAGAGGUGGUGGGAACUUCUCGGGAAAAUGGAGAGAAAGAGAACACAGACCUGAUCUGAGUAAAACCACAGGAAAACGUGCUGCUGAACAAACCCCACAGUUUUUGCUUUCAACAAAGACCCCACAGUCAAUGCAGUCAACAUUGGAUCGAUUCAUACCAUAUAAAGGCUGGAAGCUUUAUUUCUCUGAAGUUUACAGCGAUAGCUCUCCUUUGAUUGAGAAGAUUCAAGCAUUUGAAAAAUUUUUCACAAGGCAUAUUGAUUUGUAUGACAAGGAUGAAAUAGAAAGAAAGGGAAGUAUUUUGGUGGAUUUUAAAGAACUGACAGAAGGUGAAGUAACUAACUUGAUACCAGAUAUAGCAAAUGAACUAAGAGAUGCACCUGAGAAAACCUUGGCUUGCAUGGGUUUGGCAAUACAUCAGGUGUUAACUAAGGACCUUGAAAGGCAUGCAGCUGAGUUACAAGCCCAGGAAGGGUUGUCUAGUGAUGGAGAAACAAUGGUAAAUGUGCCACAUAUUCAUGCAAGGGUGUACAACUAUGAGCCUUUGACACAGCUCAAGAAUGUCCGAGCAAAUUACUAUGGAAAAUACGUUGCUCUAAGAGGGACAGUGGUUCGUGUCAGUAAUAUAAAGCCUCUUUGCACCAAGAUGGCUUUUCUUUGUGCUGCAUGUGGAGAAGUUCAGAGUUUUCCUCUUCCAGAUGGAAAAUACAGUCUUCCCACAAAGUGUCCUGUGCCUGUGUGUCGAGGCAGGUCAUUUACUGCUCUCCGCGGCUCUCCUCUCACAGUUACAAUGGACUGGCAGUCAAUCAAAAUCCAGGAGUUGAUGUCUGAUGAUCAGAGAGAAGCAGGUCGGAUUCCACGAACAAUAGAAUGUGAGCUUGUUCAUGAUCUUGUGGAUAGCUGUGUCCCGGGAGACACAGUGACUAUUACUGGAAUUGUCAAAGUCUCAAAUGCUGAAGAAGGUUCUCGAAAUAAGAAUGACAAGUGUAUGUUCCUUUUGUAUAUUGAAGCAAAUUCUAUUAGUAAUAGCAAAGGACAGAAAACAAAGACUUCUGAGGAUGGGUGUAAACAUGGAAUGUUGAUGGAGUUCUCACUUAAAGACCUUUAUGCCAUCCAAGAGAUUCAAGCUGAAGAAAACCUGUUUAAACUCAUUGUCAACUCUCUUUGCCCUGUCAUUUUUGGUCAUGAACUUGUUAAAGCAGGUUUGGCAUUAGCACUCUUUGGAGGAAGCCAGAAAUAUGCAGAUGACAAAAACAGAAUUCCAAUUCGGGGAGACCCACACAUCCUUGUUGUUGGAGAUCCAGGCCUAGGAAAAAGUCAGAUGCUACAGGCAGCGUGUAAUGUUGCCCCACGUGGCGUGUAUGUUUGUGGUAACACCACGACCACGUCUGGUCUGACGGUAACUCUUUCAAAAGAUAGUUCCUCUGGAGAUUUUGCUUUGGAAGCUGGUGCCCUGGUACUUGGUGAUCAAGGUAUUUGUGGAAUCGAUGAAUUUGAUAAGAUGGGGAAUCAACAUCAAGCCUUGUUGGAAGCCAUGGAGCAGCAAAGUAUUAGUCUUGCUAAGGCUGGUGUGGUUUGUAGCCUUCCUGCAAGAACUUCUAUUAUUGCUGCUGCAAAUCCAGUUGGAGGACAUUACAAUAAAGCCAAAACAGUUUCUGAGAAUUUAAAAAUGGGGAGUGCACUACUAUCCAGAUUUGAUUUGGUCUUUAUCCUGUUAGAUACUCCAAAUGAGCAUCAUGAUCACUUACUCUCUGAACAUGUGAUUGCAAUAAGAGCUGGAAAGCAGAGAACCAUUAGCAGUGCCACAGUAGCUCGUAUGAAUAGUCAAGAUUCAAAUACUUCAGUACUUGAAGUAGUUUCUGAGAAACCAUUAUCAGAAAGACUAAAGGUGGUUCCUGGAGAAACAAUAGAUCCCAUUCCCCACCAGCUAUUGAGAAAGUACAUUGGCUAUGCUCGGCAGUACGUGUACCCAAGGCUAUCCACAGAAGCUGCUCAAGUUCUUCAAGAUUUUUAUCUUGAGCUCCGGAAACAGAGCCAGAGGUUAAAUAGCUCACCCAUCACUACCAGGCAGCUGGAAUCUUUGAUUCGUAUGACAGAGGCACGAACAAGGUUGGAAUUAAGAGAGGAAGCAACCAAAGAAGAUGCUGAGGAUAUAGUGGAAAUUAUGAAAUAUAGCAUGCUAGGAACUUACUCUGAUGAAUUUGGGAACCUAGAUUUUGAGCGAUCCCAGCAUGGUUCUGGAAUGAGCAACAGGUCAAUAGCGAAAAGAUUUAUUUCUGCUCUCAACAACGUUGCUGAAAGAACUUAUAAUAAUAUAUUUCAAUUUCAUCAACUUCGGCAGAUUGCCAAAGAACUAAACAUUCAGGUUGCUGAUUUUGAAAAUUUUAUUGGAUCACUAAAUGACCAGGGUUACCUCUUGAAAAAAGGCCCAAAAGUUUACCAGCUUCAAACUAUGUAAAAGGACUUCACCAAGUUAGGGCCUCCUGGGUUUAUUGCAGAUUAAAGCCAUCUCAGUGAAGAUAGGCGCACACGCACAGACAGACACACACACACACACACACACACACACACACAGUCAAAUACUGUUCUCUGAAAAAUGAUGUCCCAAAAGUAUUAUAAUAGGAAAAAAGCAUUAAAUAUAAUAAACUAAUUUAAGAAGUGAUAAAGUCUCCAGAUGCAGUAGCUCACACUGUAAUCACAGUGACUCAGGAGGCUGAGGUGAGAGGAUUCCUUGAGGCCAGGGUUCGAGACCAACCUUGGGCAACAUAGCAAGACCCCAUUUCUUUAAAAAAAAAAAAAAAAAAAGUUAAAGUUAGCUGGGUGUGGUGGCACAUGCCUGUAAUCUCAGCUACUUGUGAGGCUGAGGCAGGAGGAUUCUUUGAGCCCAGGAGUUUGAGGUUACAGUGAGCCACGAUCACACCAAUCACUGCACUCCAGCCUGGGCAAUAAAGUAACUCUUGACUCAAAAAAAUAAAAAAACUUGUAGUGGUA